GUGUCUGUGUCACUAACCCACAAAGAUGAGGUCUUCCGUGUCAUUUGACGGAAUGACGGAAUCACUUUACACCCCGGAAGGCGUUAGAACGAAACUGCACCGAGUGGGGGCGCCAUGCUAAUUCCAACGACACGCUAGGUUAGCUUAGCUACAUUUAAUUCCACUAAAGUCAUGUCUAGAUGUGAUUUAAAACACAUAAGAGGACCCACUGGUUCAGUUUGUUUAAUCAUGCUGCUGUGAAACAAAGACUAGCAGCGAGACGUCGACACACCUGUGUGGACACCUUUUAUGUCCUUAACUUUGAACUCCAUGGACCAAACGAACAACAGACGUCAUUCAUGUUGGUCUCCAAGCGGAUUGUAUGUAGGCGGGGACAAGGAGACAACUUUUUUUUUUUGUAGUUUCUUAUUUUUUGGAAGAUUUUCACUCGGUGGACACGCGCAAACAUGUCGGAAGCGUUAAAUUUUCUGAUUAGCAACUCCUGUUUCAACGGGGUACUGGACAAGCUCCAGAAAUGGCAACAAGAGUACCAUGUCAUUUCCUGUGACGAGAACAUGAACAGGUGCUGUGAGAUGAUAGAAUUCACGGCCAAAAUCCAAGGACAGCUCUUCACAAUCCUUAAUUCUAUAGCUGCUGAAGGCAAACACUCAGAUGGAGUGUCUGCGAUUAAAACACGCUUGCUGCCGUGCCUUGGAACCUGUUUCUCAACGUCAAGGCUGCCCAUCGCCAGCAGUGAUGCCAGUUUCAGUCUCACGCAGGAUUUGGCAGAAAAGGAGCGUAAGAUCACGGAGCUGAACAGUUGCAACAAGAACGACAUGCAGUGGAUGGAGUCGCAGCUGUGCUCCACUCGGCUGCAGCUGGACUCGGUAAAAGCAGAGCUAGAUGACGCUCACAGAGACCUGGACAAGACAAAGAGCAAAACAGUGACCACCCUGCUGGCCACUGAGGAUGAACUACGAACACUGAAAGACGAUUUGAGGUCAGCACAGUUACAGAUAGAGCUUUAUAAGAAGAAGCUGGAUUCCUACCAUGAUUACGAUCGGCAGGUGUCCAUGUUGAGGGAUGAGGUGUCCUAUCUAAGCGCUGAUAGGCUGGCGAGAAGCAGCUCUUUGAGUCCAUUGGUGAGAAGUAGUACUCUUAGCGCAUUGUCCGGCCUCAGGCGCUCCUCCAGCCCCAUUAGGUCAGAGACGACCUCCCGGGCUCAGCUCACAAGUUCCUCCCGCCUGCUGCGUGUGGUGUCCCGCUUCAGUGACUUGUACGCUGUGGAGCGCAAGGAAGCGCAGUUACAGCUUCAACAGUACAUCAGUGACUUGGAGACAGUCCAGAGGAUGAUCUUCAUCGCCGUGGUGGUAAGACUCGCUGUUGGCGGAGGUGAACAAAAGCACAAGUCUGUGUGCCAUGGUGGGGUUGCAUGUUUUAUGCGUUUUUUUCACGUUGUCAUGUCCCAGGAGUCUUUCAAGACAGCUAAACUGGCUUACCGCCUCUUCAGGCUCCGUGCUCGAAAGACUUUGUCCGCAUUUCACUUUGGGCCAGAGAGUCUAGAAGAUACCAUCUUGGACUACAUAGUGAAAAAUCAGGACCUUUAUGACGUGCAGACCAGCGUAGAUGAUGUACUCAGCGCCAUGAACCUGAAUCCUCACAUCGCCUCCAUCCCCAAAGCCAACCUUGACAUCAUAAGCCCCUUGAUUAGGGAGACAUGUAAGGUGGCCUUCACCAUGCAGACGCUGGACCCGCCCCUCUACUUAGAGUUCGCCAGUGAUGGAGAACAUUUCAUUAGCAGCAAGUAUCGUCGCAGUCACGACUCGGACCUCUCUUCUCAUCGUGUCAUGUACCACAUCUGGCCGGCUCUGAUGCAGGGCAACGCGGCGCGGACCAAAGGGGAAGCUGUGACCAGAGGAGCAGCUCUAGUAUGGAGUGGCCCCGGCAGCAGCUGUGGAGUCGGCAAUGUGCGAUCACGUUCUCUCAGUCCAACUCGCUCCUUUAUAUAUAAGGAUAGAAGAAGCUUGUCUCCAGAUGCUCUGUCUGCCAGCUGCUUGUGACCAUCAUUAUCAGGUGUACUCAAACCAGAUUCAACUGGUGUGUUUACACCAUCUGUGCUGUUACAUCUGUGCUCCCAACAAGGUGUGUCUCUCCAUGACUGGACAGCAGCACACUGAUGGACCAGCACGCAGAGGUAACCAGCCAUACGACUAAUACAGUCCUCAGUUUAGGACUGUUAACAUCAACUAAGGAUGUUCAGCGAUUGAUAACUUGGUGUAAUAAUGAUAAUCAUCCUCCAGUAUCGCUUGAUUAAUUACCGUAUUUUCUGGACUACAAGUCGCUCCAGAGUAUAAGUGGCACAAGGCCAAAAAUACAUAAUUAGGUAGAAAAAAACAUAAGUUGCACUGGAGUUUAAGUCGCAUUUUUGGUGGGUAAUUUAUUUUACAAACUACUUGACCAAAACAGACAUUACAUCCUCUUGGAAAGCAAGUUCUAACAAUAAAAGAAUAGAGAACAGGCUGAAUAGGUUUAAGAUAUGCUAACACAAUGGUUAUUCAGCUGCACAAAAAAUAAACAUGAACAUAAAAAGUGUCCAGUGUUUAUGUAACAUAACAGUUUUUUCAUUUAUAAGUCGCUCUGGAGUAUAAGUCGCAGGAACAGCCAACCUAUGAAAAAAAGUGCAACUUAUAGUCCAGAAAAUACGGUAAUUGUUCUUAGUGGUUUUAUUUUGUCUCUGUUGCAGAUGUAUAUAAAUAGCUUGUACUGUGUAUGCUGGCUUUUCAUUUGUUUUUUUCUUUCUUCAUUAGAAUUUUUGCAAAGUAACUUUAGUUUGUAAGUAACUCUUUGCAGCGGAUGUACAGGUAACAUUGGCUUGUAUUCAAGUUAGAAUAUUUGCAGUGCUUUUGUCAAUUGUUUUGUCGAUUUUUGCAGUGUAGCAAUAAAAUAUAUU
Doryrhamphus excisus (bluestripe pipefish) is the source of this 2929-nucleotide messenger RNA. NCBI's taxonomy places the organism in Eukaryota, Metazoa, Chordata, Actinopteri, Syngnathiformes, Syngnathidae. The record is from RefSeq and is a predicted model, not a curated record.